AUGCUGCUCCUGCCGCCGCCCCGUCGCGCGUGGGCCUCCCCGGGGGCGCGCGCGGGCCUCUCCCUCCUGCGCGGGCUCCUGCGAGGGGCUCCGCCGUUUGCAAGGCGCUUCUGCAGGCCGGCCGGCCGGCCCGCGCACGAGCCCUUCCCGCUGGACGGCUUCGUGAGCCGGGACGUGUUGCUCUUCCAGCACGAGCGACCGCGCUUCUUCCGCAACGUGGGGCUCUUUUGCAUCGGCCAGUUCGCCUUCUGGCUCUACCUGGCCGACCUCGCCUUUACGACCCUGCGGGAAGCGCCGGCCGGCCCGGAGGAGACGGGCUCCGCGACCCCCGAGCGACCCCCGGCCCGGCCCUGGCUGGGCAACCUCUUCAACCUGACCUCGGGGAACUUCGGCUCCGCUAAGUGGCGCUACGGCUUCUCCGCCUCCUGCGUGGCCGUCGGCACGCUGAUCCUGGCAGCAGGCUUCUUCUUUGCACGACGGUCGGUUAGCCGGGUCCUCCUGCUCCGCGGCAGUCAGGAGGUGACUUUUACGACCUAUUACCUCUUCGGCUACACUUCGUCCUUCACGGUGCCCCUUCGCCACGUCUGCUGCCGGAACCACCGUUCGGAGGUGGCCGCCAUCAUCCCGGUCAAGAUCAAAGGGAAACCUUUUUAUUUCUUGCUGGACAAGCAAGGAUCGAUCGCCAGCAAUCCACUUUUUGACAUCACCGUGGGGGCCUAUCGCGAAUGGUGAGGUCCGUGUCCAGAGGCC
Messenger RNA from Protobothrops mucrosquamatus (brown spotted pit viper), 750 nucleotides. It is a transcript of the gene TMEM223, whose product is annotated as transmembrane protein 223. Gene Ontology annotation, cellular component: mitochondrion. Lineage: Eukaryota; Metazoa; Chordata; Lepidosauria; Squamata; Viperidae. The record is from RefSeq and is a predicted model, not a curated record. Gene Ontology annotation, biological process: nervous system development. The transcript is spliced from 2 exons. The coding region runs from base 1 to 732 and encodes 243 amino acids.